This is a messenger RNA of Arabidopsis thaliana (thale cress), 1214 nucleotides long. Its product is annotated as NAD(P)-binding Rossmann-fold superfamily protein. The transcript has 5 exons. The coding region runs from base 81 to 1040 and encodes 319 amino acids. The record is from RefSeq and is marked reviewed. Lineage: Eukaryota; Viridiplantae; Streptophyta; Magnoliopsida; Brassicales; Brassicaceae.
AAUUUUUGUAUAAAACUGAGGGUAUAGUCGUUGCUCAAUAUCAUUACUUAAGCCAACCUACCAAUAAUAAUAAAAGAGAAAUGAACGGCGAAGGAAAGGUUGUUUGCGUCACCGGAGCUUCCGGAUACAUAGCUUCUUGGAUUGUUAAGCUUUUGCUCCUCCGUGGCUACACCGUCAGGGCCACCGUCCGAAACCCAAUGGAUACAAAGAAAACAAAUCAUCUUCUUACACUUGAAGGUGCAAGUGAAAGACUAAAACUGUUCAAAUCAGAUCUUUUGGAAGAAGGUUCUUUCGAUCAAGCUAUAGAGGGAUGCGACGGUGUCUUCCAUACUGCCUCUCCAGUUUCAUUAACCGUUACAGAUCCUCAGACUGAGAUGAUCGAUCCGGCGGUUAAUGGUACUUUGAACGUUUUGAGAACGUGCGCCAAAGUUUCUUCUGUGAAGAGGGUCAUUGUAACAUCGUCCACUGCUGCUACUCUUUCUAUUAACCCAAACGACGUGGUGGACGAAACCGUCUUCACCGAUCUAAGUGUUUACUUAGCGAUGAAGGCAUGGUAUGGAUAUUCAAAAACUUUGGCUGAGGAAACAGCGUGGCGGUUUGCUAAAGAAAACGGGAUCGAUUUGGUUGUAAUGAAUCCAGGAAACGUGAUCGGACCAGUUUUGCAGCCAACUCUUAAUUACUCUGUAGAAGUGAUUGUGGAUCUGAUAAAUGGUAAAAACCCUUCCAAUAGUUUUUACUAUAGGUUCAUGGACGUGAGAGAUGUUUCUCUUGCUCAUAUCAAAGCGUUCGAGGUCCCUUCUGCUAGUGGCAGAUACAUACUUGCUGAUCCAGAUGUAACAAUGAAAGACAUUCAAAAGCUUUUACAUGAACUGUUUCCUGAUUUGUGCCGUGUUGAUAAGGAUAAUGAGAAUGAGGUGGGUGAAAUGGCAUACAAAGUGUGUGUCGAUAAAUUGAAAAGUUUGGGAAUUGAGUUCACUCCUAUCAAAGAAUCUCUCAAGGAUACUGUUGUUAGCCUUAAGGAGAGGUGUCUUCUUAUAUGAUCAUUGACAUGGACUCCUUGUCAUAUCUUUAUUUUUCUUGUGAUUUUUAAUAAUAAAUAUGAUGUCUAUUGUCUAAGCUUUCACAAUGUAAUGAAAUAUUUGAUUAUAAUCUUCUUUUAUCAAUACUACCCAAAGACUGUUUAAAUCUGAGAGAGUGGUAAAAUUUAAUCUUUC